GCGCAACUACCGUAACUUGAGAGGAAGUGUUCAAACGCUCUAGGUAAGGCACCUUUCUGCAAUUCUUCCAUCUUUCCUAGGUUAUUUUUAGAAAUGUUUCUAGCUUGACCAAACAUAUGUUGUUUCAGUGAUCGUGUACAGGAGGAUGGGUCAGAAAAACCACAUAUUGAUGCUAGACUGUUGCGAAUAUACCGUCGAAAACACCACCAAACAUAGAAUAAUGUGGUGUUGCGCACAAAAAUUUAAAACGAAGUGUAGAGCAAGGGUAGUCACAUACGGACAUAUGAUCUAUUUGAAGUGUACGGAGCAUAAUCAUGGACCUACAGAACGGUUCGGAAAAAGGUACGCGAAAAUUACGAUGACUCUUGGUGAUUGAUGGUAGAAUGUUUUGCAGAAAAGUUCUGCUAGAAGAGCGACGUUGAGUUUUCACUAAAAGUUGUUGGGAUGUGUGAAACAUUUAUUUAGUUUUAUGAAACUGAUUACUGUAGUUUAGAUACAUUUCAGACACAUGAAUGUUUAUAUAGCAAUCAAGCUGGUAGUUUAUAAUAAACGAAUAAUAAUUAA
This is a messenger RNA of Acanthoscelides obtectus, 564 nucleotides long. The record is from the annotation of a GenBank genome assembly. Lineage: Eukaryota; Metazoa; Arthropoda; Insecta; Coleoptera; Chrysomelidae.